Messenger RNA from Helianthus annuus (common sunflower), 2335 nucleotides. Its product is annotated as ankyrin repeat-containing protein ITN1. The record is from RefSeq and is a predicted model, not a curated record. Gene Ontology annotation, molecular function: protein binding. The transcript has 7 exons. NCBI's taxonomy places the organism in Eukaryota, Viridiplantae, Streptophyta, Magnoliopsida, Asterales, Asteraceae. Bases 158 to 2254 code for a protein of 698 amino acids.
AAGUUUUGUAGUUGACCAAAACAAAAUUCCUUUGUUAACCAUAGAUCCAUGUUCAGAUUCAGACAAUCAAAUCUGAAGACUUUUUUCAGUUUUUCUCUCCAGUUAUCGCUGAGAUAAUCAAACUUGAACGCUUUUUAAUAAUUCAUAUAACUAACUAAUGGCUGAGAGCAAACAACCAGGUGUGCAGUUAACCUCAAUCGAUGAGGAAAAGCCCGUGGACCAGCCGCAGAAAGACCAAAUCAUCGUUCCGGUUACUGCACCCCAAAGACCUCCACAACCGAUUCUACCUCUUCGAACUCUACUUGACGGCAACAGAGAACGUUACAUCGAUGUCGGAAUCCCCCUUUAUGAAGCAUCAAUUAAAGGGGACUGGAAAACAGCUAAAGUCAUUCUUGAUAAUAAUCCAGACUUGAUACGGUGUAGCAUCACAGAAAAUUGUGAAACAGCACUGCACAUUGCAGCCUCGGCUGAUAAAUCAAAACGGAUGCAAGACUUUGUGAAUAAUCUGGUGCAGAUAAUGACAAAGCAAGACUUGGAACUUCAAAACAGCACUUCCAACACUGCCCUCUGUUUAGCAGCUGCAGCUGGAAAUGUUGAAAUGGUUAAAAUUUUGGUCAAUAAGAACCGUGCCUUGCUCAAUAUUGCUGGUAGUCAACAAAUGAUGCCGCUCUAUAUGGCUGCCUUAUUUGGACAACAUGCAACGGUGGAAUAUCUUUAUAAUGAAUCCAAGGGGUUGCGUGAUGAUGGCUGGAAUCCGCAGAACCGUGGUUGGCUACUUCAAAAAUGCGUUGAAGCCAAUCUGUUCGAUAUCGCGCUAAAGAUAGUGACAGACCGUUCAGAACUUGCUAGUGAUGCAACUGUCCUUGGAAUUUUGGCUAGAAAGCCGGAUGCAUUUUCUGGAGAGACAUCAAAUAUAUUGAAGAAAAUUUUGGCUUUUGCACGCCGUUCAAAACCACGGCCACCAAAAAAGGAUGGGGAAGCAUUAAAAUUACUAAGAAUUAUUUGGAAAAAUAUUGCAAAAAAGCCGAAGAAGGAGAUUGAUGACAUAUUAAGGGGGCAGGCUGAUCCACCUAAAAAAGACGACAGGCUACCUUAUAAUAAGGAAGAUCAAAAGUUGCAUCUACUAAAACUCAUUUCUGAACAUAUGGUGAAAAUGCCUGUCCAAAUUCAAAAAUUAACUGCAGGGCCUUCUGCGAGUGUCACUAGAGUGCCAUCCAUGGGAAAUGCAAGGAAAACGUACUCUUCUCGUAUACUAUUUAUUGCUGCAGAAAUGGGCAAUACUGAAUUUAUAGUUGAGCUCAUCCGUGUAUAUCCCGAUUUAAUAUGGAAGGUCAAUGACAAUAAUCAAAGUAUAUUUCACAUUGCUGUCAAACAUCGCCAUGAGGGUAUCUACAACUUAUUGUAUGAGAUAGGCUCAAUGAAGGAUCUGAUUACUCCUCUAAGAGAUGAAAAUGACAAUAAUAUGUUGCAUUUAGUUGGGAAAAGCGCCAAACAAAAGCGGCUUCAAGAUGUAUCCGGAGUUGCUUUACAGAUGCAACGGGAACUAUUGUGGUUCAAGGAGGUGGAGGAGAUGAUCCCACCUUCUUAUAGGGAACGGAGGAACAAAGACGGUUUAACACCUCAUGAGUUAUUCACUAAAGAACACAAAGAUCUACUCGCACAAGGUGAGAAGUGGAUGAAAGAAACGUCUAGUCAAUGUAUGGUGGUUGCUGCCCUUAUUGCAACCAUAGUAUUUGCUGCAGCGUUUACUGUUCCUGGCGGAUACAAUCAAAGUAGUGGUAUCCCUAUAUUUCAUUCCGAAGUAACCUUUAUGGUCUUUGUGGUGGCUGACGCUAUUUCUCUAUUCGCAUCCGCAGCUUCGAUUCUUAUGUUUUUAUCUAUCCUAACUUCUCGUUAUGCUGAACGUGAUUUCUUGCAAUCGUUGCCUCAAAAGUUAAUGUUGGGUCUAGCAACUCUUUUCCUCUCUAUAACAACCAUGACCAUCGCCUUUAGUGUCAGCUUUUUCGUACUUUACAAGAACGGUUUGGUAUGGAUGCCAAUCGUUAUCAGCUUGUUUGCCGUGAUGCCUGUCGUCUUAUUUGCUUGGCUGCAAUAUCCUCUCUUAGGAGAUGUUGGCCGAUCAACAUAUGGUUCUAGGUACUUAUUUAGACCCAAGAAACGCAUGCUUUACUAUGAAAACCGAAGGUCCAUCAUAAUGCGCUUCUUUUCAAGAUGCUCAUCUGUAACUUUUGGUUUAUUCAAAGCCCGGAAAUAGAUUAGGACUUGUAUCCAAAAUCUGUAAAAAGCGGUAUCCGUGUAUGGAUGAUUUUGAAUAUACUUAUUUAUUUGCUUAUUA